Didymosphaeria variabile is the source of this 2877-nucleotide messenger RNA. RefSeq names its product ATP-binding cassette-type vacuolar membrane transporter Hmt1 (gene hmt1). Bases 1 to 2877 code for a protein of 958 amino acids. Lineage: Eukaryota; Fungi; Ascomycota; Dothideomycetes; Pleosporales; Didymosphaeriaceae. Gene Ontology annotation, cellular component: membrane. Gene Ontology annotation, biological process: transmembrane transport. Gene Ontology annotation, molecular function: ATP hydrolysis activity; ABC-type transporter activity; ATP binding. The record is from RefSeq and is a predicted model, not a curated record. The transcript has 3 exons.
AUGGCGCACCGCCCGCCCUCGCUGGCCGCCCUCGACGACGACGAGCCGUGGGACUAUGCCGCCGUCACUCGCUACCUUCUUGUUAUCUUGCAAUACUCGUAUCCCGUAUUCUUGCUCGUCUUCUUUCUCAUCGCCUUUACCGUCCGCAGCAUUGCCGCCUCUAAUUCUAAUUCUAAUGUCGCCAAACCCACCACCACGGGCCCGGGGGGGAAACCGCUGCCCGCCACCGAUCCUACCCGCAACUUCGUCAAGAGGACCUCUCAGGACGAUGUCACCCACUCGCAGAAGCUGCUCUUUACCUGGUUGUCUCUGUUUGCCGCCGCUACCUUCGUGGGCAAUGCUGCCGUGAGCGUGUCCCAUGCCGUCGUCGAGAAGACCGACACCUGGUGGGCCGGCAACGACGUCGUGGUCUAUCUAAUUGGAUCAUUCUUCGUCUACUGCCUGUUCCUCAUCUCGCUCAUCGACUCGAAACCCUCGCCCACCGCUGCCCACCUCGCGACAUGGAUAAUGGCCGCUGUGCUUGAGAUUGUACUGGUCGGCCUGUCUCUGUCACUCUACACCCAUGCGCACAAGCAACCCACCCUGGAUCCGGAGAAAGACUAUGUCAGCUGGGGUGUAACCCGAUGGGAAGCCGGCGAGGUGGCUUUCGACUUUCUGCGCGUCAUCAUACUCCUGGCAUUGAUUGGCUUCUACCUUAUUUUCGUGUCACUCCGUCAGCGAAAGUCCAUCCGCGAGUCCGCCAGUACGAGUGAGACAACAUCGCUGCUUGGGGGUGCUGAGCGGGAAGGUAGCGCGGAAAAUGGUCACGCGAACGGCUCAUAUGGCUCGGUCCACCCUGUCGGUGGCAAACACCAACAUACCGAAGGAGCCCCACCCGCUUGGAGUAGGCCGACGGGCGCUCCUGCGCGCAGCUGGUGGGAAUACCUCAAGGGCUACAAGGUCUUCUUCCCGUAUCUGUGGCCGUCGAAGGACCGUCGCUUGCAGAUCAUGGUAGUAAUCUGCUUCGUCAUCGUUCUCCUUCAGCGCAUCGUCAACGUGCUCGUUCCCGAUCAGAUUGGUCGUAUCACGGACAGGCUCGAAGACGGGUCCAGAGGAAAUCCAUGGCAGGCCAUCAUGCUCUUCAUCGCUUUUCGGUUCAUCCAGGGUAACAAUGGUCUGCUUGGCGCAAUUCGAUCGACUCUCUGGAUCCCAGUCGGGCAGUAUUCCUACCGAGAGUUGUCUGUUGCGGCCUUCGAACACGUGCACAGUCUGAGCCUUGAUUUCCACCUUGGCAAGAAGACAGGCGAGGUUCUUUCCGCCCUCGGCAAAGGCAGCUCUAUCAACACAUUCUUGGAGCAGGUGACCUUCCAGGUCGUCCCAAUGCUUGUCGACCUCGCUGUCGCUGUUGGCUACUUUCUUUACAAAUUCGACGCUACUUACGCGCUAGUUCUUUGCAUAGUCACGUUCUGGUACAUCUAUCUGACCAUCCGCAUGGCGCAAUGGCGGGCUGAAAUACGCCGAGAAAUGGUCAACGCGGACCGUGAAGAAGAUGCCGUCAAGAACGACUCCAUGGUAUCGUACGAAACGGUCAAGUAUUUCAACGCCGAGGCGUACGAAUUCAACCGAUACCGCAACGCGGUGCGCAAGUUUCAAGAAGCAGAGUAUACGGUUCUCUUUUCGCUUAACCUUAUGAACGUCUCCCAAAACAUGGUUUUUAUGCUAGGACUCCUUGUUGUUUGCUUCAUCGCAGCUCAUCAGGUUGUCAAAGGCGAGCAAGGGACUGGUGACUUUGUUACGCUCGUAACAUACAUGGGUCAGCUACAGAGCCCGCUCAAUUUCUUCGGGACAUUCUACCGGAUGAUCCAAUCGGCAUUGAUCAAUUCGGAGCGUAUGCUCGAGCUUUUCAAAGAACAGCCGACCGUUGUGGACAAGCCAGAUGCGAAGACGCUCCCAUCGUGCGAGGGUGAGCUUCGAUUCAAUGACGUCCACUUUUCGUACGACGAACGCAAGCCCGCUCUUACUGGGUUAGAUUUCCAAUGCCCACCCGGUACAACGACUGCAUUCGUCGGAGAGUCUGGUGGUGGAAAAUCUACCGUCUUCCGUCUGAUGUAUCGUUUCUAUAAUACGCAAUCUGGUAGCAUUCAGAUUGACGGCCGCGAUGUUGAAGAUCUUACCAUCGACUCCGUUCGAAGCCACAUUGGCGUUGUACCGCAGGAUACGGUUCUGUUCAACGAAUCGCUCAUGUAUAACCUCAAGUACGCGAAUCAAGACGCUACGAAUGAGGAGGUAUAUGCUGCUUGCCGCGCCGCGAGUAUUCAUGACAAGAUCAUGUCCUUCCCAGACCAGUACGAUACCAAAGUUGGCGAGCGCGGUCUGCGUCUUUCAGGAGGUGAGAAGCAGCGUGUAGCCAUUGCCCGCACGAUCCUGAAGAACCCACGCAUCAUUAUGCUUGAUGAAGCGACCGCUGCCCUUGACACCGAGACCGAACAGCAUAUCCAGGAAGCCUUCACCACCCUAGCACAGGGCCGUACCAUGCUGAUCAUUGCCCAUCGACUCAGUACUAUUACACAUGCUGAUCAGAUUCUCGUUCUUCACAAAGGCAAGGUAGCUGAGCGUGGUACACACGAAGAGCUCCUGGAGAAGAAUGGACACUACGCAGCCAUGUGGAAGAAGCAGAUCCGCGCACAAAGAGCCGCAGAACAGGCGAAGGCGCUCAAAGAUAAGGCAGAUAGACUAAGACGAGAGUCGAAAGACGGUAACAUUGGUCUGGGCGAUGACAGCAGCAGCCAUUCUGCUUCCUCUUCCGACGAUGAGCGGAUGAAGAAGUCAAAAGCAGCUCAACGGGCGAAAGACGAUCGCGAUAGCCAUGACACGGGCAAACCUCCUGGGCAUCCUUGA